Symbiodinium sp. CCMP2592 is the source of this 3624-nucleotide messenger RNA. The record is from the annotation of a GenBank genome assembly. Lineage: Eukaryota; Dinophyceae; Suessiales; Symbiodiniaceae.
AUGGGCACACGCCGUGCUUUAUUCCCGAACCAGCGCUUGGCACCGCUGCUGAAUGUCGUUGGUAUUGUGAUGCUCGUCGGCAUGUUGCCUGGUAUCUUUCAGUUUGCAACCGAGCAGCUCUUCGUCGACCCGCAGAUCUUGGCAGUGCGGCCGAUCUCGGCAGACUUGUUGCCUGCUUUCGAUGCCGAAAGCACGCGCAGCAAACAUGUUCUGCUUUUGGGUAGAGAUCCUCGUCUUCAUGUGAAGACCAAGUCCGCGCAGACCUCGAGUAUUGAGAUCUGUUGCGACACGGAUCCUGACAACUGCACGGGUUACACGCUUGAGCACUCGUUGAUUCAAUUCGACGAGAAGCCCGCCAUCCUCGAGAUUCCAGCCGCAGCAUCCACGAGGUGCAAUCUGACCGCUCGAGGCCUGAGCAAGAAGUCAUUCACAACGCUGGAUCUCAUGGUGGCGGUGAAGGCCAUCAAAAAUCUGUGUGACUGUCGCAAGAGCAUCUGCAGCUGCUGCAAUGGUUACCUGGGCGAACUAGAUGCUGAAGGAGAGGAAGCACAGAAAAUGUUGGCGACUGAUUUCUGCACUCCAGCUCCAUGUGGCAUUGAUAAUUCGAACCGGAAACCGGGCCCCGAGUGCAAUUGCAGCAUUGGAUAUGUCGGGGACAUUGUUUGGGAGGCUGCCAAUGUCAGUGGUAGCUGUACUCCUGCUCCGUGCUAUGUGGAGGAUUCAAACAGGAAACCAGGGCUCGAGUGCCGGUGCAGAGAUGGUUUCGCGGGUGAGGUUCAUUGGGAGGGAUCUGAGGCAUCUGGCACAUGUUUGCCCGCCACUUGUGGCAGCAUUCCAUACUCCACUGGCGCGGGGAGGGAUUGCAAGUGCAUGGACGGCUAUGAUGGCGAGAUAAGAUGGAACCGUUCGCAACCUUUCGGGUCAUGCGUGGCGGCGGCAGGCUGCGCAGACAAAGUUGCAAAUAGUACGGGUGAAGGUUUGCAAUGCAAAUGCAAAGAUGGUUUCGCCGGCAAAAUCCUCUGGCAGGGUCCGGUGCCGCAAGGAAGCUGUCAAGCCGCAGAGUGCCGCAUAGAGAACUCCAAUCUGCAACCAGGCCCAGGCUGCAGAUGCAGGGAUGGCCACCAAGGUGACAUAAACUGGAGCGGAGACCGUGUGACCGGCCGUUGCACGCCUGCACCAUGUGCAGUUGCAAACAGCGUUGGUGAGGGAUUGCAAUGCAAGUGCAAAGAUGGCUUCACAGGCAGCAUUCGAUGGCACGGCUCGGUGCCGCAAGGAAGCUGUCAAGCAGCAGAGUGCCACGUAGAGAACUCCAACGAGCAACCUGGACUCGGCUGCAAAUGCAAGGCUGCCUACAAGGGUAACAUACGAUGGCAAGGGGACCGCGUCGGCGGGGCAUGCAUGCCGGCUCCCUGCAUGAUCCCGCACUCCUUGGGGCUGGGCCCAGAGUGUGCCUGCAGAGACGGCUUUGCAGGCGAGAUCAUUUGGCAUGAUGAUACACCAAGGGGGCAGUGUAUUCCCGCAUCUUGUGCGAACAUUCCGCAUACAACGGGUCAUGGGAUGGAGUGUGCGUGCAGAGAUGGCUUUUAUGGCACUGUGACAUGGUCGGGUGCCAGUGCUUCGGGAGAAUGCAAGCCCGCACCCUGCGAAACUUACGGGUCAAACCUGAAGGAUGGGCCUGCAUGCAGGUGUCUCGAGGGGUUCGAUGGCAGCAUUGAUUGGGACGGACCGCGACUACUCGGCUCGUGCGUGCCCCUGGCGUGCUAUGGGCACUAUUCCAAUCGUCGAGCGGGUCCAGAAUGUGGUUGCCUGGAUGCAUUCAAUGGGUCCAGGACCAGGCGGGAAGUGCCCGGUCAAAGGGUUCCAAGCCACUUUUGGGCCGACUGCCAUCCUGCAGAAUGCAGUAUAGAGAACUCGAACAUGAGGUCGGGCCCAAGAUGUGCUUGCUUGGAUGGGUACGAGGGCUCCAUUAGGUGGAAAGGUCCAUGGGAAAGCGGCGAAUGCCUGCCGGCCCCAUGCAACAUACACAAUUCCAAUUACGAGCCGGGGAGGGGCUGCAAGUGCCAGGACGGUUUUCUUGGAGCGAUUGCAUGGACAGGGCCUUUACCCUCUGGGAGCUGCAGGCCCGCUCCCUGCAACAUACUAGGCUCCAACUUAGAGCCUGGGCGGGGCUGCCGAUGCAAGGACGGCUUCCAAGGCAACAUCACUUGGAAUGGUUCAUCAGCCACCGGGGCCUGUGAGCCCGUGCCUUGUCGUGUUCUCCACUCUGACCACGCCCUGGGCACCUCAUGUCGGUGUUUGCAAGGCUUUUAUGGCCACAUCGUAUGGCGUGGCCCUACAUUUUCUGGAACGUGUGUGCCCCGGCCGCUGUGUCGGCUUGGAGACGCCUUCCACGUGACCCGACUGUUGGCAGGCCUGCUAGAUACCAACAACGACACUUGCCAAGCAGGCCAGUUCAUGCUUGUCCAUGGCCACACCGAAUGGGUAGACGCAAAGUCUCGGCUGAGAUGGUCUUCCGCAAAAGCUUUGCCACCUGCCCGGUGCAAGGUGGAAUGGCCGGAGGCACAUUAUGCAGUAAAAUUCAAUAAUCCUGACCCAGAGCACUUUAGCCUGACAAGUUGGUGCGCAGCGACACCUGGGCAGCCACUCUGCUCCUCGCAGAUCGUGUAUACGGUCACCACUCGCAAUACAUCUCAUUACGCCUGCGAUGCAUGCAAGACGUUAGAGCCUGCGCUGACAGAGUUUAGAGGCAGGCGCUGUGGAUAUGACCUCAUCAAGUGGGAGUCCUUCACCAUUUCUCCCGGAUCGUUUGCCGCAUGCACGUGCGACCUGUCUUUGAGCUGCAGCGAAGUGCCUGCAGAAGAGCUCCCCAGAGCUUGCAUCCACUACGCGGAGCCUGCGGUUCUGAGCCUUGCUCGUAGUGUCGAUGAGAAUGAUGCGGGAAAGGAUGUUGUGGGCUUGUAUAAGUUCUACGAAGCCGGAGAUCUCCUCCUGACCCGCAGUGCCGAUGGCCCCGAGGAGGCUGACAGACUUGGUGCCGAGUCGGCGGAUCACACAUGGCUCUCUGACGGAGAGAAUGUCUUGAGCAUAGGGCCUCAUAACACUGAUCUCUGGGUCGGGCGCACAGCUGGCUCGCACUUCAUCCUCAAUGGUUCGGUUUUGUCGGCCCCCACGGCGCUUCCUGAGUGGUGGAAAGUGAAGUUCAAGCAGGAAGCGGCUCUGCCCGGCAGCUUCAACACCGACAAACUGGCGGGCUGCGAGUUUGUUUUCAAGACGAACAGCUCGUGCUACAGUGCUCGGUUGGGACAGGGUGUCUGGGUUGCUCCGCCACAGGAAGAUCAUCAGGAAGACUGUGUUUUUGAGGAUGACGCCACUGCGGACAGCAGUAUCGCUUACAGGUACAGGUCGUCGGCCUUUGGGCUCCAAACUUACAGGUCGAAGGAAGCGUGCUACCCGACCGCAGCCUUUGAGGAGAUUCUCGUGCAGGUGGUGGACGUCGGCAUGUCCACUGAGGAUUUAAGCUAUACGAUUUCUAGCUCUCCCUGCCGAACAGUGAUUCGCUACAUGGUGGAUGCCAGGUCAAAGCUGUCCGAAUGCCACAGCUUCUUCAAGCCGAGCGCGAGUUGA